AUGGGUCACGGUGAUGAACAUCCUGAGCAGCAAGCCUGCCGUGUCAACCCCGGACGUUCAAUGUCAAAGCGCUACCGCACCUCUGAGACAGCGCCUAAACUCAAGAAGAAGCCUGCCAACAAGCCGAAGCCGAGGGGCAAGACUGCAAAGCAAGAGAUGGGGUGCGGAGGCGGAGGAGAUGCUGACGAAGGCGACGAGGCGAAGGGAAAGGAGGAUGCGCUCGCAUCCAGUAGGCUCCUCGAUCCGGAAUUCAAGCCCUCCAAGCUGUCCCAAGAUCAGCUCGACAAGUUUAAGGAAUUGCACAAGAAACGGCUACAAAUAAAGGAAAAAACAAAAUCCAAAGGAAAAUCUAAAGGAAGAACUGGGGCGAACACAAAUGUAGCCAAUGAUUCUAAAUUUAAUAAUAAGGAUAAAUCAAUUGGUAGUGCCGCAAUAGAUGUACAGCAUACAACAUCAACUACAGGAGCCCAAGCGAAUCUUGCACUGUCCCUGCCCUUGAGGAACAAAAGGAAGUUGCAUUGGGGGCUUGAUGUUAAAGAACGGUGGGAGAGGAAAGCGAACAUGUGAAUUUCUGAAGAUCGUUUAAAUUCUCAGAGCAAAGCAAACCCUCCAUGUAAACGG
Triticum aestivum (bread wheat) is the source of this 621-nucleotide messenger RNA. RefSeq lists its product as uncharacterized. Lineage: Eukaryota; Viridiplantae; Streptophyta; Magnoliopsida; Poales; Poaceae. The transcript has 7 exons. The record is from RefSeq and is a predicted model, not a curated record. The coding region runs from base 1 to 567 and encodes 188 amino acids.